UUAAAUGUAAGCGCACACAUGGCUACGAAGCGUGGGUUGGAAACUGAGGAAGAAGCUGAGAUUUCGACGAAAUCUUCGAUUCCACCUCAUUUACGAAAUCAAGAAAAACGUUUGAUAAUUAUAUUAGAACAAGCAAAUUUAGAAACAGUAAAAGCUGGGAAAAGUUUUGAAUUAUUAAAUAGUGAAGAUCAUAAAGGUUUAAUAAAGAAGUUUGAUAAGGAUCCUUCCAGAUGUAGACCAGAUAUUACGCAUCAGGUUAGAUAAAUUCGAAGAAAU
Molecule: messenger RNA, 276 nt
Organism: Centruroides sculpturatus (bark scorpion)
Lineage: Eukaryota; Metazoa; Arthropoda; Arachnida; Scorpiones; Buthidae
Product: ribosomal RNA small subunit methyltransferase NEP1-like
Exons: 2
Coding region: 19-264 (81 amino acids)
Biological process (GO): rRNA base methylation
Cellular component (GO): nucleolus; small-subunit processome
Molecular function (GO): rRNA binding; rRNA (pseudouridine) methyltransferase activity
Source: RefSeq, a predicted model, not a curated record